Messenger RNA from Symbiodinium sp. CCMP2456, 2709 nucleotides. Lineage: Eukaryota; Dinophyceae; Suessiales; Symbiodiniaceae. The record is from the annotation of a GenBank genome assembly.
AUGCCGCCCAAGAAAGGAUCCAGCAAAGCCAGCAAGCCGGCGCCCACGGCCGAGGAUCAGCCUGAGAUUCGGCAAAAGCCCGAAAAGUUGGCUGAUGUAUUCAAGAGGGGCAAUGCUCUUCGGAAGCUACGCUCGGCAGCCAGGGAUGCUUCUGAAGACUUUUCAGAGGAUACCUUGUUGCUUGAGGAUGGUAGCUGUGACAUAACGCUUGGAAGUCUGAUGGAAUCAGAGGGUUUGAGCAAGAAGGAGGCCAUCAAGGUAAUGCUCCAGUUCCGUCUAGACAGUGGGGGUGAGGAAAAGAAACCCGCCUCGAACAAAGGCUGGACCCUCCCGCCUGCAUCGAAGCCUGCUAAGAAAAGCAAAGAGCCCGAGGCCAAGGAUUGCUAUGAAGCCAAAGCCCUGAGCCUCAUGCCCUCAAAGACCAAAGAUGGGAAAAAGACCUCCGAAGUGGAAGACCCGCCAGAGGAAGACAGCAACAACAGCAACAAGGCAGCAACCGAAACGAAGGCGACCGCCAAAAUGAAGCGCAAAGAGUUGUCUGUGCACAUGGAUGAAGCAAAUCAGGGGAGGAACAGCUCCGAGGCCCCAGACAAGAAGAAGAAGAAGAUGGCAGAGGAGACCUUGGAUGACCCAGACAGUAGCACCACGAAGAAUCCCGAAGUGGUAGAGGAAGCCGAGAACCCAGAGACCAAGAACCAGAAGAAGCCCGAAGCGGUAGAGGAGGCCAAGAUCCCAAAGACUAGGAUGAAGAAGAAGACCUGUGUGGUAGAGGAGGCCAAGGACCCAAAGACUAGCAAGAAGAAGAAGACCGAAGCAGUAGAGGAGGCCAAGGACCCAAAGACCAGCAAGAAGAAGAAAACCGAAGCGGUAGAGGAGGCCAAGAACCCAAAGACCAACAAGAAGAAGAAGGGCACUGAAGAGGUAGAGGAGGUGGAAGGCGAGGUCAUCGAAACAGUUGCUGCUCCCCCGGCAAAGAAGAGCAAGAGGAAGGCCAAUCACGAGGUGGAGGAUCAUGAGUGCACGGGUGAUGACAUGCAGGAUGAUCAUGCAAAGGAUCCCCCCGCUGAGCCCAAGAGCAAGGGUGCCAAGGAGGCACAAUCCAGAGAACAGGAAGUGGAGGAAAUGGUGGAGGAGAUGCUUGCGCUCAUGGAUGCAAAGGUUCCCCCCGCUGAGGCCAAGGGUGCCAAGAAGGCAAAGUCCAAAGAUCACGUGGAGGAGGAGCAUGAGCGCAUGGGUGAUGACAUGCAGGAUGAUCAUGCAAAGGAGCCCCCCAUUGAGCCCAAGAUCAAGGGUGCCAAGAAGGCGAAGUCCAAAGAUCAGGGUGCCGAUCCAUCCCAGCCCGCCCCAGCAUCAGUGAAGGCAAGUGAAUCCAAGCCUGGCAACCUAGCCCUGAAAAACCGUCCCAAGCGUGGGGAGAGCCGAUGGUCUUGUGCGAGUCUCGAGAUGGGACAAGAGCAGCUGCUUUCCGAGAAGCAGAGCCGCGGCUGGACCUCCGAGACCGAUUCUGUCUCCGGCGGCCAGAGCCAAAUCAGUGAGAUUCUGGAAUCGUUGGGGGCCUCGGCCUCGCAAGUGACCUCUUCUGGGGAUUACUCUGCAGUCCUGCAGAUGGUGAACAAGCUGCAAGAGCAGCUCAAGCUUGUGCAAUCCGAGGUGGCUAAGAAGCCAGAGCCACCGCAGCCCGCAGAGGAGCCCACCGAAGAUGUCGCCGAUGAUGAUGAUGGUGCCUGGGAGGAGUGGGAUGAGCAGGAGGUUGAGGCUCCCGAGCCAAAGAAAAGACCAUCGUUGUCUCCGAGUGAGGAGGAAGCUUGUGGAGCUGCCUAUUGGGCAGGGGAUGAUGAGGAGCAUCAUGAGCAGGAAGGUGAUGAAAAGGAAGAGGAGGAGGGUGAUGAACAGGAAGGGGAGGAGGAUGAUGAACAGGAAGAGGAGGAGGGUGAUGAAAAGGAAGGGGAGGACGAUGAAAAGGAACAGGAGGAGGGUCAUGAUAUGGAUCAAAAGGAGGGAAUGGAUGAGGAAAUGGAGCAGGCGACUGAGGGAGAGGAUCGGCAGUUGGAGAAUCAUGAGAAGAAGGUUGAACCCUCCACCCGCGCAGUCGCUACACCGGCUCGUGCAGCCGCCGCCCUGCAAAACCUGCACCGUUUGGCUUCCACAAGCUCCUUGAAAGCCCCGUCCACCGAAGCAACCCAGCCCGACACCGUUGCUGCACCGCCAGCUGCAGUUGUGGUGAACUCUACGACGCACAAGAAAGAGUACAUGGCUUGUGAAUCCUCCAUCCGCAUGUCCAAGAAGAGUGUCUUGGAGGGAAAGCGGAGCAUGGAAUUGGUAGCGGUAAAGGACAUGCCGCUUCCACCGUAUCGGUUUUCCAAGCCCAAGAUCGAUGCUAUCGUGUCCCGGGGGGGCGGCGUCCCCGAUCGGGACGCCCCCCACGUUUUGGAGGAGACAAAAUUCUGGGUGACCACGUGUGAACAGAAGGUGGACUCGUCAGCUGUCUCGUACGAGGAAGAAAUGACAGUUCACACACGUGCCACGGCGGCAACGGCAUCGAGAAUCAUGGAUGGUGUGGUGGAACCCGGACUACACGCGAAGCGCACGCCCCCUUCGGCUUCUCCUCUCAGCUCCGAUGUUCUUCGUGCGUAUGACAGCUACAAUACAAAGCUUUCGGAGGCUGUGGGCACUGCUGGGCAAUCCGCGGCCGGUGACUUGCUACGAUAA